CGGGAGCGGAGCGGCAUGGCGUUCCGGCAAGCGCUGCAGCUGGCGGCCUGCGGGCUGGCCGGGGGCUCGGCGGCAGUGCUCUUCUCGGCCGUGGCCGUAGGGAAGCCGCGGGCGGGCGGAGACGCGGAGACACGGGCAGCCGAGCCGCCCGGGUGGGCGGUGGGCGUGCGUCCCCCGCCCGGCGUCUGGGACCCCAACUGGGACAGGCGGGAACCAGUGUCUCUUGUCAACGUCCGGAAAAGGAAUGUGGAGUCCGGAGAAGAAGAACUGGCAUCCAGGCUGGACCACUGCAAAGCCAAGGCUACGAGGCACAUCUUCCUCAUCAGGCACUCCCAGUACCACGUGGAUGGCUCCCUGGAGAAGGACCGGACCCUCACUCCAUUGGGUCGUGAACAGGCUGAACUAACUGGUCUCCGACUAGCAAGCCUGGGGUUGAAGUUUGACAAAAUCAUACAUUCCUCCAUGACUCGAGCUACAGAAACAACAGACAUCAUCAGCAAGCACCUGCCAGGGGUGUGCAGAGUCAGCACAGACCUGCUCAGGGAAGGCGCCCCCAUUGAGCCUGACCCACCCGUGACCCACUGGAAGCCAGAAGCUGUGCAGUAUUAUGAGGACGGGGCCCGAAUUGAGGCCGCAUUCCGGAACUACAUCCACCGGGCGGAUGCCAGGCAGGAAGAAGACAGUUAUGAGAUCUUCAUAUGCCAUGCCAAUGUCAUCCGCUACAUUGUGUGCAGAGCCUUGCAGUUUCCACCCGAAGGCUGGCUCCGACUCUCUCUCAACAAUGGCAGCAUCACCCACCUGGUUAUCCGACCCAAUGGCAGGGUUGCACUGAGGACCCUUGGGGACACAGGGUUCAUGCCUCCCAACAAGAUCACCCGGUCCUGAGGGAUAAGCCAUGGGCACCCCAGGCAGCCACCAGACACUGCUGUCCCCAUUCUCAGGAUACCAUGACCACAUGCAUCUCCUUACCCCCAGGCUACUUGGCAGCUGCAUUUUCCUGCAGAACAGGAAUACUGUCUGCAGUGAUGUGUUCUAGUACUUGCCUUUGGCCUGGGAUGAGCAAGGAUCGUUAAUCCCAGACAGGCAGCCCGGUGUCCCCUUCCCAUAACUUGAGACACUCUGGUGGGAGGUGGGCUAGUUUCCCAGACAGCAGACGCUGGACUGUCGUGGGUUUGUACGAGGACUGGCAGCUGUCCUCACUGCAGACACGCAUACCCCACAAACCCAAGGGUCUUCCAUUUUGACAGCACCAGCCAUGGCCCUGAGGCACGCAGGGACAUCAGAAGGGCCAGACCGCUGAGCAGUGGUGGUAGCCCCUGCGCUCAUCAUGGCUCACGUCACUCUAUACUUGCUCUUCACUUAUAAAAAUCAUGUGUCCCUUCAUCUCAGAUCUUGCUUUGAAAGUCAGAACCAGGGCUGCAGAUCCCUGAAGUGGAUGGGUAGGUCAGAAUGUACCUGGUCUCUCAGACCUUCAGGGUGUGAGGACCCAUGCACUGACCAGGGUGCCACACUCUCAGCGUGGUAGCAUUGAACGCUGGCUUGGUGACAGGAAGAUCAUGUGCAACAAACUGUAUUUUAAUACUUAGGACUGCAGGCUUCGCCUUUGUCGUUUGCCUCUGGUUGUUAACCUUUUGUUUAUAAAGUGGUUAAGAUACUUAGACACGACCCGUCCCAAAUAUCGUUAAAUUAGGAAGGCUACAAUUUCUAUAUAGUGGUGGGGAUUUUCUGAAUCAUGCAACUAAUUGGACUAUUUGAUCUAUUUAUCUGUCAACUUUGGAAAUAAAAUUUUCUUUUCCUUUG
This is a messenger RNA of Echinops telfairi (small Madagascar hedgehog), 1800 nucleotides long. It is a transcript of the gene PGAM5, whose product is annotated as PGAM family member 5, mitochondrial serine/threonine protein phosphatase. The record is from RefSeq and is a predicted model, not a curated record. Lineage: Eukaryota; Metazoa; Chordata; Mammalia; Afrosoricida; Tenrecidae. The transcript is spliced from 6 exons. Gene Ontology annotation, biological process: positive regulation of mitochondrial fission. Gene Ontology annotation, cellular component: mitochondrion. The coding region runs from base 16 to 885 and encodes 289 amino acids.